UGCUUAUUUAGUGACUACAGCACAAAAGCUUGACAUGACAGAAAGGUUUCAAAGGUAUAGCAGUAUAUAAUGGUAAUAUCAAGCUGCCAAAUGAUUGGAUAUCUAGCCGGUAUAGGCACGCUUGUGGGUUCUAUAGUUUCAACUUCACUUCCGGACUGGAAACACAACAAUCUAGCAGACGAACAAUCUUUUACCGGUGCAUCGGUUUACCGAGGACUGUGGGUAACGUGCUUUGUAAGGACGAGCGGAGCAAUUGAGUGCCAGCCUUUGGUUAACCCAUUUUUCGUUUUACCAACCGUUAUAAGGGGAUGUCGAGUUCUGAUAGUCAUAGCCUCAAUACUAUCAUUUCUUGGAGUGGCAAUUACGCCUUUAGGCAUGCAAUGUACAAGGAUCGGAGGAGAUCGAAUUACGAAGUCCAGGCUCGCACGAUUUGGGGCUUUCCUGUUUGGAGUUGCCGGAAUUCUUGCUGGAGCUGCCGUUUCUUGGUUUGCCGAUGACAUUGCAAAAGAAUUUGACGAAGAAGAGUAUCCUGGUUUAUUCGGAAUGAUAUCAAAUGUACAAUUCGUAUACGGAAACUCUCUUUUUGUAGGGUGGGGUACAAUGGUAGUCGGUACUUUAUCCGCGAUAUUUUUGACGUUAGGGUCUUGCGAACCACGAGUGGGGCCAAGAAUGAGCACCCCAUCUAUUUCUUCAAAUUCAAGCCGUCUUUUAUCAACCAAUAACAACGGGAAAGAUCGUCUGAAAUCAACCACUCCUAUUCAACGAACAAAUAAGCCAAAACAGAAUGAAUAUUACGCCACAACUGUGACUAACGGUUCAGCAGGAGUUGGGGCGACCACUGGACUCGCGGUUACAUAUUCCGGUCGUUCAGGGCUGGUCCGACAAGCCUCUAUUAUGAGCGCUCCCCCCAAAACAACUUCUAAUAAUGGCCCGACACAAUUGCAGCAAAAUCAAUCGUUCAAAACUUAUGUAUAACGGAAACGGGAAAUUUUAAUAAUACUGAACGAAUUUUUGAAUAAAGAUCAUCUAAAGACGAUUUGGUCUGUUCUGGGGCUAAUACAAAACUAUCGUUUUUUAUACAAGCAUAACAUAAUAACCAGAUCAAUUCUCCGGUGGUGUUUACCAUGGUAUUAUGCGCACUGAGAAUUUCAAAAAAUUUAAUAAGAUAUGCGAAACUACUGAAAAAUUAUAACUGUACUCACUGAAGACAACAAAACAAUAAAAGAUUUCACAUAAUAUGAUUCGAUUCUUUAGGCGAAAAUGUUUGCUGGAUCCAGCAUUGGUGGGGAACCCUCCGGCCGUCAUUUAAUCUUGUAUUGGAAGAUAUGUGUCAUCUCAGAAAUACAAAUUAGAUUGAACAUAGUUAACGUUCAUUUACUUAACAAAUGGGUUACUAUUAGGUUUUAAACUCAUUGGCUUUUUACAUUCUCAUUUGGUUCCGACACUGUGUUUUACUCAACAACAGAAAAAGGAAACAAAUGGAAAACUCUUUUGAUUAAUCUCUUAAGUCGAUUUGACUAAAUAAUCCUUGUGUAUUUCUAAUUGCACGACCCAUUUCAUUUUAAUAUAAACAUCUGCGUCUUUUGGAGUUCGUAAAAGUUUGUGUGUUAUUGUUAAUCCGGGUUGGUAAACAUUUCGAGCACCAUACGGUAGUUUCCCCUAAUGUACAUUCCAAAAUUACAUCUGUGAUCCAUACAUGAGUGUUGUGUGUGUGAAUGAAAAUAUUUCAUUAAGAGCAAUAUCUGUACAUUUUGUUAAUAGGUCAUUUAAAUUUCUUCUAGUACUAUUAUACUACUAUUUUCAUUUUUCUAUCUAUUUCUUAUAUGUUCUCCUUUUAUACUGUAUUUUGUUGGAUUCUGAAACCAAUGUCGAUUUAAUUAAUAAAAAUAAUAAUAAAAAGGGUAAAUAUUGAUAUCAAAAAUGUCAUUUAUAGCUUAAU
Messenger RNA from Styela clava, 1939 nucleotides. Its product is annotated as claudin-19-like. The record is from RefSeq and is a predicted model, not a curated record. Gene Ontology annotation, cellular component: bicellular tight junction; membrane. NCBI's taxonomy places the organism in Eukaryota, Metazoa, Chordata, Ascidiacea, Stolidobranchia, Styelidae. Gene Ontology annotation, molecular function: structural molecule activity.